ACUGACAUACCCCCAGUUUACUUCAGUACUGGGUAUCGUGCAGACCCACGCAGAUCAAACUACAUAAGGCUGACCCCUAAGUCCCUGCCUAAACCUUGGAGGGAAACCCAGCCUAGCUCAAACGGGACCUAUAGACAGUGUUUCAACUAACAGACAUCAGAGAAAAUUAUGUCACACAGCAUGAUGACGACCAAGGAGAGGAAGAUGCAGGCUGCAGCCAUUAUAAGAGAAAUCCAAGGAACUGAGUCCGAUUCCAUGGACCUUGGAAAAAAGAUCAGCACGCCCAAAGACAUCAUGUUGGAAGAGCUAUCCUUGCAGUCCAACAGGGGCUCCAGGCUCUUCAAAAUGCGUCAGCGGAGAUCUGAAAAAUACACUUUCGAAAGCUUCCAGAAUGAAACCAACAUGCAAAUGGAUAACGGUGUUCCUCUUCAAGCUCAGAAUAGCGAAGCAACAGAAAAUGGCAAAGGAGAUGGCAACAGCUUAGAUGUUGGACACUCACCCAAAACACCACCAAAUACACCCGACCCCAGAACCCCACUUAACCCAGACAAUAUUGCUCCAGGAUAUGGUGGACCCUUGAAGGACAUUCCUCCUGAGAGGUUUAAUACCACAGCUGUCCCGAAAUCCUACCACUCUCCUUGGGAACAAGCCAUCAUCAAUGAUCCUAACCUGCUGGAUACUUUACACCCCAAGAUGCCACUGCCUGAACUAAAGCAGGACGGGCAGGAUUUUAAAAGCUUCAACAGAGUGGCUACUCCUUUCGGUGGUUUUGACAAAGGCUCCAGGAUCAUCACGUUCAGCGCACCAGAGAUGGACAUGAGCUUUAUGAAUGCUGCCCUAAAACCCACAGAUUUCCAAGACCUAGUUGGCAAGCGCCCCACUUUCAACAGGACGGCCCAGGGUUGGAUAUCAGAUGGCACCCCUGUUGUCAUCCCUGUUGUGCCUUUUGAAUCCUUCAUCCCUGAGUCUGAUGACCUUUGAAGUGCUAAAAUAACAAAAAGAUCUGAUACCGUACAAUAAAUAUGAUGGUUUGCACAUAAUGUAUCACCCAGUAUGUUGCAGCUGUAUUUAGAGGCAUGCAAUUGUUUAAAUGUGUUAGAUAGACUUUACCGGGAGGGGGGCGGGGGUAUGUUUAAUUCAAAAGGCCCCUAACUGUGAAGUGAAACAAAAUGUGUAUAAAUAUAAUAUAAAUGUAUAUUUUAAUAUUUAAAUACCAUGUUAUUAAAUACCUAUAAAUAAAUAUACUACCAGACGAGGAUUCUUUUUUUUUAUAUAUAUAUAUAAUGAAGAACAGCAAGUAAAUUGAAUGUCUUGUAUGAUACAUUUUUUUGGGGGGGGGGAGGUUGUGUGUUAGUGGCCAUGACUUUUUUGUAUAAGAAAUUAUAUGAGAGUGUCUUUGGCUUUUAGAUAACAUUUGCAUAUGAGAACUUAACUGUAUUUUAGCAUAAAAUGAUGAUACUGUUCACAGAAGUACACCACUGGUAUCAUUCAAGUAUACGUCAAUAUAUGAGUACUAACAUUGUAAAAGAUUUUGAAUAAAUGCCUGCAUUAAGAUACUGGGA
Molecule: messenger RNA, 1562 nt
Organism: Acipenser ruthenus (sterlet)
Lineage: Eukaryota; Metazoa; Chordata; Actinopteri; Acipenseriformes; Acipenseridae
Product: myozenin-2-like
Exons: 6
Coding region: 169-981 (270 amino acids)
Cellular component (GO): Z disc; actin cytoskeleton
Molecular function (GO): telethonin binding; FATZ binding; actin binding
Source: RefSeq, a predicted model, not a curated record